Molecule: messenger RNA, 2847 nt
Organism: Solea solea (common sole)
Lineage: Eukaryota; Metazoa; Chordata; Actinopteri; Pleuronectiformes; Soleidae
Gene: slc6a7
Product: solute carrier family 6 member 7
Exons: 14
Coding region: 284-2260 (658 amino acids)
Biological process (GO): sodium ion transmembrane transport
Cellular component (GO): membrane
Molecular function (GO): L-proline transmembrane transporter activity
Source: RefSeq, a predicted model, not a curated record
UGCUCCUCUGUGUCUGCUGCACCUGCGCUCUGCUUCCUCCUCCCCGUCUUCACCUCACCGCCCACCGGUCUGUUUGUUUCCUCGUCGUCAUCGCUGAUGUCUUUAUCUUACCUGCCGUGCCACACUCGCCCGAGUCACUCCUUUCUCCACCUGCCGGUUCAAACCACAACAACACGAGACACUACCGACACGACUUUUCCCUUUAAAAUGUGGACUACAGCGCGUUAAGUGACGAGGUGCCGCCGCCGCUGCCGCCACCGCCUCCUCCUCUUUCUUGGGGGAAAUGCAGGACCAAAACGGCAAAGCAGCGCACGGGAGUCCCGAUGUAGCGAGUGAAAACACAGCUCAGGUAGGAGCGGAGAAUUCAGUUCAUUUCAACGAUCAUACAAUCACGCAAAAUGGCCACAGCGCAACAACUACGGCUGGUCCACAGUCGCCGAUUGACUCUCGAGCCCCGAGUCCUUUACCCACUCCAGUUCAGAUUGAGCCGAGGGAGCAGUGGGGAGGAAAGUAUGAGUUCCUGCUCUCCUGUAUCGGAUAUUGUGUGGGACUGGGAAACGUGUGGCGGUUCCCGUACCUUUGUUACCGCAAUGGAGGAGGUGUGUUUCUCAUCCCCUACUUCAUUAUGCUCUUUGUCUGUGGUGUUCCACUCUUUCUAAUGGAGCUGAGUUUAGGCCAGUAUGGAGCAGCUGGCCCCAUCACUGUGUGGAAAUGCUGCCCCCUUCUCAAAGGUAUUGGCAUUGGAAUGCUCUGUGUGUCCACACUGGUGUGUCUCUACUAUAACGUCAUUAUAGCGUGGACUUUUUACUACCUCGGCAGCUCUUUUCAGAGCCCCUUACCCUGGUCCUGUGAAGCUUUGGCCAACGCAGCCAUCUGUGCUAACAACACAAUCAGCAACAGCUCCAGUGGUCGAGCCCUCAGCCCCUCAGAAAUCUUCUGGAAUGAGCGAGUGCUGGGUGUCGUGAACAGUGAGGGCCUUCAUGACCCAGGCCCUGUGCGAUGGCCCCUGGGCCUGUGCCUCCUGGCCGCCUGGAUCAUCAUCUUCUUGUGUAUGCUCAAGGGCAUCCACAGCUCUGGCAAGGUGGUUUAUGUAACAGCCACCUUCCCGUACUUUGUGCUCAUUGUACUCAUCAUCAGAGGUGCUACACUGGAGGGCUCUCUUCAGGGUGUUGCCUUCUACCUCACACCGGACUGGAGCCGGUUAGCUAAUGCACAGGUGUGGAAUGAUGCAGCCUCACAGAUCUUCUACUCUUUAGGUAUUGGUGUUGGAGGGCUGCUUUCUAUGGCCUCUUACAAUAAGUUUGACAACAAUGUCAUCAGGGACACUAUAAUCAUCACCACAGGAAACUGCUGCACCAGCUUCUUUUCUGGAUUUGCUAUAUUCUCAAUCCUGGGCCAUAUGGCAUGGAGGAAGGGAGUGCCUGUUGCAAAGGUGGCAGAUUCAGGUCCUGGUUUAGCAUUCGUUGCUUACCCAGAAGCCCUCGCUCUACUGCCAGGCUCGGUGUUCUGGUCCAUUCUGUUCUUCCUCAUGCUGUUUAUGCUGGGGGUCGAUACGCUGUUUGGAAACAUGGAGGGCAUCACAACUGCUGUGCUGGACGAAUUCCCGCAGCUCAGAAGGAACACUCUACACAAGUCCUUGUUCUUGGGCACUCUGUGUCUUUUCUUUUACCUAAUGGGUCUUUUGCUAGUGACUGAUGGAGGGAUUUACUGGUUCACCCUCAUUGACUCCUUCAGCACUAGUUUCGGCCUCAUCAUCAUCACCCUCUUCAUGUGCAUUGGCAUCUCCUUCUUUUACGGAGUUGACCAGUUUUGCCAAGACAUCAUUGAUAUGAUCUGCCAUUGCCCUCCCUGGUGCAGCAAAGUGUUGAUUUACUUCAAGGCAUGCUGGGUUUUCUUCACGCCGUUUCUUCUGCUAUUCAUCCUGACGUACAUCUUCAUUGAGAUGUACAACACAUCACUCACCUACGGGUCCUACGUGUACCCACGCUGGGGCAAAGCGCUGGGCGUGUGCAUGGGUGCGACCUGCUCUCUACAGAUCCUCAUCUGGGGCACUGUGGCCAUCUGCAAGCAAACUGGAACAUUGAAAGAACGUUUCCAGAAAUCGAUUCGACCUCUGAAUACCUGGCGGGUAAACAACGUGAACAGCGCGAGGGCAGCAGAGGAGUUUGUAGAGCCUGAGAGAGUGGAGGCUCCGUUCACUGUCACGCUUACAGACAUGGACUUCAAUGCGAUGACAUGGGAGGUGGGAAGUGAGUCGUGACAGCGCCGAGAGCAGUGAUGAAAGCACAGCAACGAGCAAACUGGAUGUCACCGAGAGAGAAAAAAGGAAUUCAUCAUUAUCCUAUUUGCCUCUGGUGGCUGUGUCAGAACAGACUGUGUCCUGUGGGACUGUGUGGAUGAACUGUGUUAUUUAUACUCGUAUGUAUGAUUGGAAAGUAUUUUGAAAAGCAUUUUUUACAAAGUGUAGCAUACAGGUUUACAGUUGUUUGAAAGUUUGGAUCAUCCUCAUCUUGCAUUGUAGUAUAGUAGGACAUUUGAAUUUAAAGAACAUGGUUCUGAUUGUAUUUAUUGUCAUAGCGGUGUAAUGCAAUUAAUUUUCACCAACAACAGGUAGCAGCAGCAUGGGGACUUUUUUUAAUUAUCUUGUACAGAGACUCUUGGCUGUUACCAUAUCAUCACAUGAAGAAGUGACCACAAAUCAUCAGCCUUCCAGACUGAACGGUGUUUACAAAACAGCCGUACCAAGUCUGGACUAGUUUUUAAUUAAUCAUACUUUUUUUUUUUUUUUUUUUUUAAUGGUUUUUAAAAAUACAUUUUGCAAUUAUAAAUAAAUUUUAUUUAAAAAGA